AUGGCUCAAGUAGGACAAGUGGUCGCAUGGUACAUCUGCACCAUCGUCGCGUGUGCCUUUCUGGCCUGUCGACUGGUGGUGCGCUGGAAAAAGUUCCAGACGUUCUAUGUCGAUGAUUAUCUCUUGACAGUUGCCUGCGCCUGUUUGAUAGGCGAUUUGGGCAUCCAGCAUUACAUGUUCAACCUGGGAAUGGCCCACCCGGCGGCAUCGACCAAAGCGGACACCGUCAAUAUGAUGAAGAUGAUCAUCCCCGGUUCCACUUUAUAUGUGACGUCUCUGUGGUUGAUCAAAGCGGGAAUGGUGUGUUUCUAUAAACGACUGGCCGACCGGACGAGAUAUCAGACGAUCUACAAUAUUACAUUGGUCUUCCUCGGAGCGACAUGGCUGGCCAUCUUCUUGGAUAUCAUCUUCAAGUGCUUCCCGGUCGAUCGCAUUUGGGAUGUGGAUAAUCCCCAACGAGGAUGUUCCAACACGCAGACGAGGAUCAAUUAUUGGAUUACUAUUUUGUUCAACAUUUUCAGUGAUGUUUUUAUCAUCUGCCUCCCCAUAUCCCAAGUCAUGAGGAUCCGCAUGCCUCUCAAGCAGAAGAUUGGCGUGUUGUCCAUCUUCCUGUUGGGCAUUCUCGUCGUCAUCACCAGCAUAAUCCGCGCCAUCUACGCGUACAAAAAUGAGCAAAUGAUAACCUGCACCGUCUCGAUGAUCGAAACCGCCAUCGCCAUCGUCGCCUCCUGCCUCCCCGUCCUACGCACUCUCUUCUUCGGCUCGAAAUCUCGUAAUGGCACGUACUCCAACCGCUACGAAUUAUCCUCUGCAUCAGCCGUGCGCAAUGCAUCCAAACAUGUCGCCACUGUCUCGGCGAAUAUGAGUGCGGGGAGGAAUGAUUCAGAGGAUGAGCUAGUCAAGGAUGUAGUCGGGAUGGGCGAUGAGGUGAUUAAUGUGACGAGGGAGUAUCAGGUCCAGCAUGGGUCUGCGAGUUUUAGGUGA
Molecule: messenger RNA, 984 nt
Organism: Aspergillus wentii DTO 134E9
Lineage: Eukaryota; Fungi; Ascomycota; Eurotiomycetes; Eurotiales; Aspergillaceae
Exons: 8
Coding region: 1-984 (327 amino acids)
Source: RefSeq, a predicted model, not a curated record